AAUGUGUGGUCAGGCCUAAAACAUAACUAACACCAGUAAAAACGUUGUUUUGGUUGGUUUCGUCGAGGUGCGUUAAGAUAAAUCGAGUCUACGUAAAAGAGUCGACGAGAAUAUGAAAAAGUAAAAUUCAGGCAGAUUUAUGGACACCGUUUUAAGGUCUUUUCACAACGGCACAUUUCCGGACGCAGUUUAAUGAAACCUGUAAUGACCUCAUCACAACAACAUUCCUCUGCAGCGUAAUAGACAUAAUUAUAAGAAUAAGAAUCAAUAAUGACACUUGCGGUGCACAAGUGAAACUAUAAAAGCUGAAUAGCCACUCCGGCUCGUGACCGCGGCUAUAGUGGAGCGGGACGUCGCUGUUGCGGAGCCCGGGAGCCUGGCGGUGUCGGUUUCCAUAGCCAUACCCGGACUGGUGGCGGACGGCAUGGCUUCGGGCAAAGGAGCAUCCAGGGGCCCAUCGCUGUGGGACAAUAUGCGCUUGCGCUUCAUCGUAUGUUUUCUGGGCGUCUUCGUGUGUUAUUUCUAUUAUGGAAUUUUGCAAGAAACCAUUACAAGAGGUGAUUAUGGCCACGGCGACCAAAAGGAGAAGUUUCGAUUUGCCAGGACGUUGGUGUUCAUCCAGUGCAUCAUUAACGCACUGUUUGCCAGGAUAUUGAUUCAGUUUUUCGAGGGUCCCAAGCCAGACUUCACCAGGAGCUGGCUGUACGGCCUUUGUUCCCUCUCCUAUGUGGGAGCCAUGGUGUCCAGUAACUCUGCCUUACAAUAUGUCAACUACCCCACACAGGUGCUGGGAAAAUCUUGCAAGCCAAUCCCAGUGAUGAUCUUGGGGGUGACCAUCUUGAGGAAGCGCUACCCGAUGGCCAAGUACUUGUGUGUGCUUCUGAUCGUGAGCGGGGUAGCGCUCUUUCUAUACAAGCCCAACAAGAGCUCAGCUGUGGCGGAGGACCACAUCUUUGGCUUCGGAGAGAUCCUCUUGCUAGUUUCUCUCACGCUGGAUGGCCUGACAGGUGUGGCUCAGGACCACAUGAGGACCCGCUUCCAAACCAGCGCCAACCACAUGAUGCUCAACAUCAAUCUGUGGUCCACGGUGCUCCUAGGACUGGUUGUGCUGUGGACCGGUGAGGUGUGGGACUUCCUGAGCUUUACUGAACGUUACCCGAGCAUCUUGUACAACAUCCUCCUGUUUGGAUUGACCAGCGCGUUGGGCCAGACGUUCAUCUUCAUGACGGUGGUUUACUUCGGACCUUUGACGUGCUCCAUCGUCACCACCACCAGGAAGUUUUUCACUAUCCUGGGCUCCGUCCUUCUCUUUGGGAAUCAAAUGAGCGACAUGCAGUGGGUCGGCACCAUCCUGGUGUUCCUUGGUCUUGGUUUGGACGCUAAAUUUGGCAAAGGACCCAAGAAGACGACACACUAAGACACCCAUCACGAGUCGGAACCUUCUUAUACGGGCCGCAACUUCUAUGACCUCAUUUUUAAUUCAUACAAACUGCUCAGUUUUAACGCAUUCAUCAAGGACAAAACACUUCAGCCUCUCCAAGUCACGAAUUGACCAAAAAAGGGCAUCAUGUUUCAGUAUCAUGUUCUAGGCCAAUAAUUACCCGUGUAAAUUGUCAUUUAUAAAGCAUAGGAGUCUUGGUUGAAUGUUUUUUUUUUUCUACAAAUGAUCGAAUACUUUCAUUAAAAGGGAAAUAGUCACCUUU
Syngnathus acus (greater pipefish) is the source of this 1703-nucleotide messenger RNA. It is a transcript of the gene slc35b1, whose product is annotated as solute carrier family 35 member B1. Lineage: Eukaryota; Metazoa; Chordata; Actinopteri; Syngnathiformes; Syngnathidae. Bases 425 to 1417 code for a protein of 330 amino acids. Gene Ontology annotation, molecular function: UDP-galactose transmembrane transporter activity; UDP-glucose transmembrane transporter activity. The transcript is spliced from 9 exons. Gene Ontology annotation, cellular component: endoplasmic reticulum membrane; Golgi membrane. The record is from RefSeq and is a predicted model, not a curated record. Gene Ontology annotation, biological process: UDP-galactose transmembrane transport.